Molecule: messenger RNA, 642 nt
Organism: Anopheles aquasalis
Lineage: Eukaryota; Metazoa; Arthropoda; Insecta; Diptera; Culicidae
Product: ficolin-1-like
Biological process (GO): blood coagulation
Source: RefSeq, a predicted model, not a curated record
AUGCUGGAGGUGCUGCUGAACAGGCUAGACGAUAUGGAACGUAAAUUGUCGGACCUUCAAACCGAGUUGAAAGAGCACCGCGAGGAAGUGGAACGGAACCGCAUCCCGGAUUGCGUCUUGUCAACACCAGCACCACCGGAGCUAAAUAGUACCACACCAACAACACUGCCAACAACCAGUACAACGCAACCGACGGAGACUGAUCCAGAAAUCUACACAUCGUGCCAGGAUACACCAAUAAAAGUGUCGGGAGUGUAUUCCAUCCGCGUGAAGAACGAUAGUGAACCUAUUAAGGUUUAUUGUGAGAUGGAAAAGUUUAGAGGCGGAUGGAUUGUCCUCCAACAUCGAUUCGAUGGCUCGGUUGAUUUUUAUCGUGACUGGGUAGAAUACCGCGAGGGCUUUGGAGAUUUGAACAGUGAAUUUUGGCUCGGGCUGGAGCACGUUCACCAACUCACAACCUCUCGUAAGUUUGAGUUGAUCGUGGAGCUUGAGGACUUUAAUGGCAAUUCAGGAUACGCACGCUACAAUGCAUUUCAAAUAGGCAGUGAGAAGGAAAAAUACAAGCUUAAAAACGUGGGACCGUAUAUUGGCAGUAUAGGUAUGACCGUGCUCAAAGUAUUGCGAUUGUUAAGUCGACGUUAG